This is a messenger RNA of Nicotiana attenuata, 1452 nucleotides long. Its product is annotated as putative cyclin-A3-1. The transcript is spliced from 6 exons. Gene Ontology annotation, cellular component: cyclin-dependent protein kinase holoenzyme complex; nucleus; cytoplasm. Gene Ontology annotation, molecular function: cyclin-dependent protein serine/threonine kinase regulator activity. The coding region runs from base 132 to 1235 and encodes 367 amino acids. NCBI's taxonomy places the organism in Eukaryota, Viridiplantae, Streptophyta, Magnoliopsida, Solanales, Solanaceae. Gene Ontology annotation, biological process: regulation of cyclin-dependent protein serine/threonine kinase activity; mitotic cell cycle phase transition. The record is from RefSeq and is a predicted model, not a curated record.
AUAUAAAUAUACACCCAUCUCUCUUUCCCUUCCUCAACUUUCACUUCGUUCUCGCUCCACACUUCUCUGCAUCUCUUCACUCUGUGUAUCUCUCUGUGUGUGUGUGAGAGAGAGAGAGAGAGUAGGAAGAAAUGGCAGACCAAGAAAGUUCUAUUAGAGUGACUCGAUUAGCCAAGAAAAGGGCAGCAGAAGCUAUGGUUCAGCACCUGCAACAGCCCAACAAGAAGAGAGUGGUGUUGGGUGAGAUUCAGAAUUUGUCCAAUCAGAUUCAGAUGUUUGAUUCUGAAAGUCUGAAGCCCAAAUGUAAUAAGCAGACUACAAAGAGGAAGGUGAAAAGGUCUGUUAGUGUGAAAGAGAAAGACUUUAGGGAGGAGGAUGUUGAUUCUAAAUUGGAUGAUGACCCCCAGAUGUGCAGCGCCUAUGUUUCUGAUAUUUAUGAUUAUCUUCAUCAAAUGGAGAUUGAGAAAAAGAGAAGACCAUUGUCUGAUUACCUUGAGAAAGUUCAGAAAGAUGUAACUGCAAACAUGAGAGGGGUUUUGAUAGAUUGGCUGGUGGAAGUUGCAGAGGAAUACAAGCUUCUUUCAGAUACUUUAUAUCUUGCUGUAGCCUACAUCGACAGAUACUUAUCGAUAAAGGUCAUCCCUAGACAAAGACUUCAGCUUUUGGGCGUUUCGUCAAUGCUUAUUGCCUCGAAGUACGAGGAGAUUAAGCCUCCACGCGUUGAGGAUUUUUGUUACAUUACAGACAAUACAUAUACAAGGAAAGAUGUCGUAAAGAUGGAGGCUGAUGUGCUACAAUCCCUCAAAUUUGAAAUGGGCAAUCCUACAACCAAAACAUUUCUCAGAAGAUUUACUAGGGUUGCUCAAGAAGAUCGCAAAAACCCCAAUUUGAAGUUAGAGUUCUUGGGCUGUUACCUAGCAGAGUUAAGUUUAUUGGAUUACAACUGUGUGAAAUUCUUACCCUCUUUGGUAGCUGCUGCUGUGAUAUUCCUUUCAAGAUUUACAUUGCAACCAAAGUUACAUCCUUGGAGUGUGGCGCUUGAACGAAGCUCGGGAUAUAGAGCAGCAGAUUUAAAGGAAUGUGUUCUUAUCAUACAUGACUUGCAAUUAAGUAGAAGAGGAAGCUCUUUGGUAGCUGCGAGGAACAAAUACAAGCAGCAUAAGUUCAAAUGUGUGUCAACAUUGUCUUCUCCUCUGGAAAUACCAGAUUCAUUCUUUGAAGAUACAAGACAAUGAUUACUUGGGCAUAUGCUAGGGAAUUGGAAGCAUUCUUCAAGUUGGAAAGCUGGCUCAAUGCCUCUUGAUGCUUCAAAAUUUAAAAGAAGCCAUAGAUCUUUUUGUACUAUUUUAUUUGGAGUUAUUCUUAUAACUUCCUAUAAUGUAAAAUAAUGAAUUAUGUUUUUGUAAUCAAUUUCUUUUUAAUUGGCAAUAUAUCGAAAAUUUGUAACUUGUC